Monoraphidium neglectum is the source of this 474-nucleotide messenger RNA. RefSeq names its product ubiquitin-conjugating enzyme E2 N. The coding region runs from base 1 to 474 and encodes 157 amino acids. The transcript has 7 exons. Gene Ontology annotation, cellular component: nucleus. Lineage: Eukaryota; Viridiplantae; Chlorophyta; Chlorophyceae; Sphaeropleales; Selenastraceae. Gene Ontology annotation, biological process: protein K63-linked ubiquitination; DNA damage tolerance. The record is from RefSeq and is a predicted model, not a curated record. Gene Ontology annotation, molecular function: ubiquitin conjugating enzyme activity.
AUGGCUGCAGCGCAGGCCGCUCAGCUGCCUCGGCGCAUCAUCAAGGAGACUCAGCGGCUGCUGUCCGAGCCAGCGCCUGGCAUCAGCGCCUCCCCCUCGGAGGACAACCUGCGUUACUUUGACAUAAUGAUUGCAGGGCCCAGCUCAAGUCCCUAUGAAGGCGGUGCUUUCAAGCUUGAGUUGUUUCUUCCCGAGGACUACCCCAUGGCACCCCCAAAGGUGCGUUUCCUGACCAAGAUCUACCACCCCAAUGUUGACAAGCUGGGCCGCAUCUGCCUGGACAUCCUCAAGGACAAGUGGAGCCCUGCCCUGCAGAUCCGCACCGUGUUGUUGAGCAUCCAAGCGCUGAUGAGCGCGCCCAACCCGGAUGACCCCCUGGCUGAGAAUGUGGCGAAGCACUGGAAGGACAAUGAGCCGGAGGCCAUCGCCACGGCCCGUGAGUGGACGCGCCUGUACGCCCACGGCCCCACAUGA